GUUCAGCGCCCGGUACCCCGAGGGCUUCCACCUCGCUAGCAACACCUUUGCUUCUCCUCGCAUCCCCAGCCCCUGCUUGUCCCGGCCUCGCCAGGCCCCGCUGGGUCGGACGAAGUGCUCAGAACUUCAUUCCGCUUCCAGGGCCCGCUUGGUACCCCUGACAUCUUCAGUGUCUUCGAGGCCGCUCCGCUCGCUUUUCUUUCCCGUUUCUGUGGUGUUGGGCGUCUUCUCGGCCAGAGCGAAGCAUGGAGUCAGCCAGGGGCCUGGCGCCUGAGGAAGGCCGGGCGGGAAGAUCGGGCUCCCUCUGACCCCUCAGCUUCUCACAAGUGAGCAGCUGCCCUGGUGGAAACUAGGCAACCCAGCCCAGGUGCCGAAACCCCAGAGGGACCCUCAGCGUAUCAUGCAGCGGUAACAUGUUCCCAGCAUUGGAAACUGACCUGAAGCAGGAGGCACAUCCUGAUCCCUAUGAGGACUUCAUGUACCAUCACCUCCAGUAUUAUGGCUAUUUUAAAGCUCAGAAAGGCAGUUUACCAAACUCUGCAACACAUCAGCGUGUCUGGAAGAACAGCCCUCGGUACCUAUUAAAUGGCUCUUCAGGAGAAAGAGAUGAACCUCUGCAUAAGGAGAAGUUUCUAUAUUCAUUUAGGCUGAAUUCACCACUUCUUCGAAGCAGACAACUUCUUUGUGAUGAGUUGGAUGAAGUAAAUCCCCGUCUUCGAGAACCCCAAGAACUUUUUUCUCUCUUCUCUACCAGAGGUCCACUACAGGCUCCAAGAUGGCCAAUAGAAUGUGAGGUCAUCAAAGAGAACAUCCAUCAUAUUGAAUGGGUUCCUCCUCAACCAGAAUAUUUCUAUCGACCUACAGGAAAUGAAAGGGUACCAGAAGUUGUAGGAGAAGAGAAAGGCACAGUUGUCUAUCAGUUAGAUUCAGUGCCCACUGAAGAAGGCUUUUUCACCAACUCCAGAGUGGGAGGCAAGCGGGGAAGCAUCAAGGAGCUGGCUGUCACCUUGCAGGGGCCACAGGAUAACACCCUGUUGUUCGAGUCCAGGUUUGAGAGUGGGAACCUGCAGAAAGCCGUCAGAGUAGGCACCUAUGAGUACGAGCUCACCUUGAGAACCGACCUCUACACAAACAAACACACCCAGUGGUUUUAUUUUCGAGUUCAGAACACCAGGAAAGAUGUCACCUACCGCUUCACCAUUGUCAACUUGCUGAAACCCAAGAGCCUGUAUGCCAUGGGGAUGAAACCCCUCAUGUACUCCCAGUCGGAUGCCAACACCUACAGCAUCGGCUGGAAGAGAGAAGGAAGUGAAAUCAAGUACUACAAGAGCAACGUGGACGAUGGGCAGCAGCCCUUUUACUGCCUUACCUGGACCAUCCAGUUUCCACACGACCAGGACACUUGCUUCCUUGCACACUUUUACCCAUACACUUACACUGAUUUGCAGUGCCAUCUCCUGGCCAUAGCGAAAAACCCCAUCCAGUCUCAGUUCUGCAAGCUCCAAGCUUUAUGCCGGAGCCUGGCAGGAAAUACCGUCUACAUGCUCACCAUCACCAAUCCAUCCAAGACCCCUCAAGAGGCAGCUGCAAAGAAAGCCGUGGUGCUGAGCGCCAGAGUCCACCCUGGGGAAAGCAAUAGCUCCUGGAUUAUGAAAGGCUUCCUGGACUUCAUCCUCAGCAAUUCUCCAGAUGCGCAGAUCCUCAGGGACGUCUUUGUCUUCAAGGUGGUUCCCAUGUUAAAUCCAGAUGGAGUGAUCGUGGGGAAUUACCGGUGCUCACUAGCUGGCAGGGACUUGAACCGGCAUUAUAAGACCAUUCUGAAGGAGUCGUUCCCUUGCAUUUGGUACACCAGGAACAUGAUCAAAAGACUUAUGGAAGAAAGAGAGGUUCUCUUGUAUUGUGAUUUCCAUGGGCACAGCCGCAAGAAUAAUAUCUUCCUGUAUGGCUGCAACAACAAAGACCGCAGGCAUUGGCUUCAUGAGCGUGUGUUCCCAUUGAUGUUAAGCAAAAACAUACCAGAUAAGUUCUCUUUUCGCAGUUGUAACUUUAAGGUCCAAAAGUGCAAAGAAGGAACAGGACGGGUUGUGAUGUGGCGGAUGGGAAUCCAGAACAGCUAUACCAUGGAGUCCACCUUCGGCGGGUCCACCCUGGGCAGUAAAAGAGACACUCACUUUACCACUGAGGAUCUGAAAUCCCUGGGCUAUCACAUCUGUGACACGCUUCUGGAUUUCUGCGAUCCUGACCAAACAAAGUUCCUUCAUUGUCUAAAAGAGCUUAAGGAGCUCUUACACCAGGAAAUCUACAAGAAGUUCAAUGAACUUGGACAAGUCAUGAAUUUAGAAGGAAGUUGGAGUGAUAUUCCCUUAUCUGAUAUUGAAUCCAGCACCAGUGGUUCUGACAGCUCCUUCUCAGAUGGCCUCCCUGUUAACCUACUGAAUUUAGUGGAUGAGCUGAAUCGGAAGAAGAAGACGGCAAAGAAGAAGAAAAAGAAGCCGCUUCAGACCCGGAAACAGCGAAACGAGCAGUACCAGAAAAAUUAUUUGAUGCGGGAAUUAAAGUUAAUGGAAGAUUCCCCGGGAGCAACGGCAGGGUUUGCUACUACUGUGCAAAAGCAGCCUACCUUCUUAAAACAUUUGGAGAAUUCCUCAGCUUCCACAAUGAGAAACGACAAAUCAAGGUUCAGUGAGAGACAGUUAAGUGGAAGAAGUAAAGGCCCCUCUCUGGAUUCACCAAUGGCCUCCCUGAUUCUACCAAAGAAUAAAGAGACUAUGCAGAGCAAGAAGCCAGGCUUUACAGCAUCAGGCUCUCCAAAGAAAAGCACCAACUCCAGCCUGCCACCAGGUCCGGAUACAAAGCCAGACUGGCUCAAGAACAAAUAUUCAGCCCCAAGGACAGGCCGCCCCUCCAUGACCACAUAUCCAUCCUUGCACAUUUACACGUACCCAUAGGCCUGCCUGGGCCAUGCCACAUGGGCUCCUUCUCCAAGGGCUUGUUUGGCUUGUGCACAUCGGGGAAGGGACACGGGCGUGUGGAAAGUGCUCGGGUUUGAGGUGCCCUGGCGUGCGUGCACCCCAUACUUGCGCUGGUGCACAUACCUCAUGAGUUCAAUUAUUUUAUUUUCCUAAAAUAAAAUGUUAUUAUGUUGCAUAGAAAAGCCUUUAUCAGAAACUAAAGAGUAUGUUCACAACACACAUAGACCUCCUCUUAGCCAAUAGUUAUUCUCUCUAGAGUUAGGUGCAAAUCAAUUAUAAAAGACUUUUCAACAUGUUUCAGAAGCAUGUUGUAUAUUUUUUCAAGUGGUGAAUGAAAAUGUAAUGUCAUAUGUAUUAUGUUCAAAGGUUAUGUGAAUUUUUUUUAACUCAGUGAUUAAAAUUCUCUCUAACCAGA
This is a messenger RNA of Perognathus longimembris pacificus (Pacific pocket mouse), 3387 nucleotides long. It is a transcript of the gene Agbl2, whose product is annotated as AGBL carboxypeptidase 2. Gene Ontology annotation, biological process: proteolysis. The transcript has 17 exons. Gene Ontology annotation, molecular function: zinc ion binding; metallocarboxypeptidase activity. NCBI's taxonomy places the organism in Eukaryota, Metazoa, Chordata, Mammalia, Rodentia, Heteromyidae. The record is from RefSeq and is a predicted model, not a curated record. The coding region runs from base 414 to 2948 and encodes 844 amino acids.